CUCCUCCGUCAAUCCGGAAAUGCCGUGACGUCAGAAGAAGCCACACCCUCUGGCUUUGAGACCCGACUACGGCUCGCCGGUGACCAACGACGCUACGUUUCCAGCGGCCGCCCGUUGACUAACAUCCCCGCCGGGCCUCCGGUGCGCUGACCGUCCGCCAAUGGAUAAUUCUACCACCGACACGCAGGGCCACGCGACGGUUCCCGGGGCGGCGUCCAACCGCCCGGACUACACCGCUUUCGUCCUGGUGCCCGUUUUCUUCCUCCUGGGCCUGCUGGGGGUGGUGAUCUGCCACGUGCUGAAGAGGAAGGGCUACCGGUGCACCACCAAGGAGGAGGGAGAGGAGGAGGAGGUGGAAGAGGAGUGUGAGGAGGGAGAGAAGGAUCCCGAGCUGGGCGGAGACAUGAACGACACCCUCAGUGAAAACAACGACACCGUCGGGCAGAUCAUCCAUUACAUCAUGAAAAACGAAGCAAACUCGGACGCCCUGAAAGCCAUGGUUCAUGAAAACAGCAUUGACUCUGAUGGCCCUCCGGUCACCCCCACGUCGCCCGGCACCCCGACCCCGCCGACGACUCCCGUAUCUCCGGGCGCACCGCCGGGGGCGGCCAAGCACACCUGCAGCCACCUGCACACCAUCGGCGGCCUCGGCGGCCACAAGAACAUCUGCACCCGCUGCAGCCAGAAGAAGUGGCCGCUGAUGAGGAGGCCGUCUGCCCGCAGGCCGGAGCAGCAGCGCCGCAGCCAGCCCGCAGAGGUCACGGUCCUGGCUGUGGGCAGGUUCCGGGUGACAAAGUGUGAAAAAGCACCCAGGGAGAGGCGGGCGAUGCUGAUCACGGACUCCAACGGCAGCGCGCCGUCUACGCCUCCGACCGCGGCCAAGGCCAAGAGCCGGACGACGUCCGAGUCCCAGCAGGAGCAGGCGGAGAACUUGGCUGAAGAUAAAAGGUAGCGAUCGCGCCGGGUCCAGAGGCGAGAAGACUAACAUCUGGACAAAAACUCAAACAAGGACAUUGAAACAUCAGUCGGUGGAGGAGCAAAGUCCACCGGGGGGAGUCGCCCCCCCCACCCCCCCCCCACGCGGGGCCCGCUGCCGCCGCCGCCGAUGAUGAUGAGGACGAUGGUGGCGAGAGCGACGCGCCAGCCGGUCAUUUCACAGGCGGGCGAAAGGUUCACAACGGGGUCGCUCAGCGCGGGCUUAAUGUCAAGGAAGGGUCUUUUAGGGGUGCUGAGGUCACUCAAUAGGCCGUGUGUGUGUGUGUGUGUGUCAGUCAAGUGGUUGAUUGAACUACACCCUGAAGACACGUAACUAGAUAUCUUAAAACACUUUUUAAACUAAAAGUUCAGCUCAUGAAGUUGUUUUUGAGCUGCACCAGUCACUGUUCUUUCAGCUUUGUUUUGCUCUCCACCAUCACCAAGCAGAGAAUGCCUCACGGAACUAGAAAAGUGAACAUUUAAUUACGUUUCCGCCUCGGAUUUUAAAUCACUCUUCUUUUAAUGGAUUUAAUUAUGGAAGGUUAACACUAACUUGUAUCUGUUUAAACCCCCUCAUGAGCUAAUCAUCAAAAAGUGUCAUUUCCCCUGAUAAUGUUCAAAACACAUCAUUUUAACCACGUUUUUCUUUUUGUCAUUGCAUUGUGCCUAAUUUCUUUU
Molecule: messenger RNA, 1653 nt
Organism: Pungitius pungitius (ninespine stickleback)
Lineage: Eukaryota; Metazoa; Chordata; Actinopteri; Perciformes; Gasterosteidae
Gene: rell1
Product: RELT like 1
Exons: 7
Coding region: 161-952 (263 amino acids)
Biological process (GO): positive regulation of p38MAPK cascade
Cellular component (GO): plasma membrane
Source: RefSeq, a predicted model, not a curated record